GAGGGCAAAAAGGACACUCUCGUAUGCUGUUACAACUAACAUUGAGGUAGAUGGUUUAUUUCAGGGCGUAGACUUUUGCUCUUCAAUCACUCGUGCAAGGUUUGAGGAACUGAAUAUGGAACUCUUUGAAGAGUGUAUGGAGACAAUAGAAAGGUGUCUUAGUGAUGCUAAGAUGGAGAAGAGCUGUGUACAUGAUGUGGUCCUUGUUGGUGGCUCUUCUAGGAUUCCCAAAGUGCAGCAGUUAUUGCAGGACUUUUUCAAUGGAAAGGAUCUUUGCAAGAGCAUCAACCCUGACGAGGCUGUUGCUUAUGGCGCAGCUGUGCAAGCUGCUUUGUUGAGUAAAGACAUUAAGAAUGUUCCAGAUUUGGUGCUGUUGGAUGUUACACCGUUGUCACUUGGUGUGUUUGUCCAAGGAGAUUUAAUGAGUGUGGUGAUUCCUAGAAAUACUACCAUUCCUGUAAAGAAGACACAAGAAUAUUGUACAGCUGAUGAUAACCAAUCAUCUGUUGCUAUUAAGGUUUACGAGGGCGAGAGAACAAGAGCCAGUGAUAACAAUUUGUUGGGUUUCUUUACUCUUUCUAAUCUUCCACCUGCUCCUCGUGGCCUUCCUUUGUUUGAAUGCUUUACUAUAGAUGAAAAUGGCAUAUUGUCUGUUUCUGCUGAGGAGAAAACCACUGGUAAUAAGAAUAAAAUUACCAUAACCAGUGAUAAAGACAGAUUGUCAACCAAAGAAAUUGAAAGAAUGAUACAAGAGGCAGAGAUUUAUAAGGCCGAAGAUAACAAGUUUCUUAAGAAGGCCAAAACAAGGAAUGAUUUGGAUUAUUAUGUUUACAAAAUAAGGAAUGUCUUAAAGAAGGAGGAUAUAAACUCAAUGCUUUGCUCACAAGAAAAAGAGGAUAUCAGUUCUGCUAUAAAUAAGGCUACUGAUUUGCUUGAUGAGAACUAUGAGCAAGAUGAUAUAUCUAUGUUCGAGGAUUGUUUGAAAGAGCUUGAGAGCUUCUUUGGAAGCCUCAAGGCCAUGGGCUAGCUAGAUUGUUUAGUUGUUCUUUAAAAGUAAUUUGACGUUGACUUGCAAUUUUCUUUUUGUUAAAUGCAAACUAUUGGUAUUAACUUAAAAUUGUAUAAGUUUGGUAACUUUUUAUAUACUGGAUAUUUUUUG
Cajanus cajan (pigeon pea) is the source of this 1159-nucleotide messenger RNA. The record is from RefSeq and is a predicted model, not a curated record. Lineage: Eukaryota; Viridiplantae; Streptophyta; Magnoliopsida; Fabales; Fabaceae.